Messenger RNA from Octodon degus (degu), 5171 nucleotides. RefSeq lists its product as uncharacterized. Gene Ontology annotation, molecular function: zinc ion binding; nucleic acid binding; aspartic-type endopeptidase activity. Gene Ontology annotation, biological process: DNA integration; virion assembly; proteolysis. NCBI's taxonomy places the organism in Eukaryota, Metazoa, Chordata, Mammalia, Rodentia, Octodontidae. The record is from RefSeq and is a predicted model, not a curated record.
UGUUUGCAGCAGCCUACACUGUUUUUGCCUGCCUCUGCCCCCUUGGAGUUCUGUGGGACGUUGGUUAUUUUGAUAAUAUGGGACAAGUAACAUCUGCUCCUCUCGCCCUUACCUUAGGUCAUUGGUCGGAGAUUAGGGGGAGAGAACAUAAUCUUUCUUUGAAUGUUAAAAAAGGAAAAUGGCAAACUCUCUGUUCUUCAGAGUGGCCCUCCUUCCAGGUGGGAUGGCCUCCAGAGGGAUCUUUUCACCUGUCUCUGGUUCAAGCAGUAAAAACCAUAAUCUUCCAUUCUGGUCGCUCCAGCCACCCUGACCAACAACCAUAUAUUCUGGUUUGGCAAGAUCUUUGUGAAAAUCCACCAGAGUGGGUAAGACCUUUUCUUCCUCCAGCUCUACCUAAACAGGCUACCCUCUUGCCAGUUAAGGCUCAAUCUUCACCUCCCGGUCUCUAUCCACUUUUACCACCUCCUUUCCUACCAGAAUCCCAAACAGAUCUGAUUCAGUUCGAUCUAGAGGAUCCUCCUCCCCCUCUAUAUGUGCCCGCGCCCCCUCCUCCUGUUGCCUCUCCUCAGGCCCAACCUGCCUCUUCGGAAUCCUCUUCGUGUGGAGCCCGAAGCAAAGAAGCAAAAAGCCCACAAGAUGUCGCUGUUACUCUUCCCCUCCAUCCUCCAAUGCUAGACAAUGGUCCCGGAGCAGAAAUGCCAACACUUCAGUACUGGCCUUUCUCCACUUCAGAUUUGUAUAACUGGAAAAAUAACAAUCCUCCUUUUUCUGAAGAUCCUUCCAGGUUGGCCGCGUUGCUGGAGUUGCUCAUGUACUCUCACCAACCCACCUGGGAUGAUUGUCCUCAGCUGUUGAGUACUCUGUUUACUCAGGAGGAAAGGGAAAGAAUCCUCACAGAGUCCAGGAAAUUGGUUCCUGGACCGGGUGGGAUACCUACCCAGAUGUCGAACCUCAUUGAUGAUGCCUUCCCACUGCGCCGCCCUGACUGGGACCCAAACACCCCUGACGGUAGGGAGCAUCUGUCCAUCUAUUGCCAGACUCUUAUGGUGGGUCUCAAGGCGGCCGCGCGUCAGCCUACUAAUUUGGCUAAGGUAAGAGAAAUUAAUCAGGGUCCUGAUGAAUCGCCCUCGGCAUUUCUAGAAAGAAUAAUGGAGGCUUAUCGUAGAUAUACUCCCUUCAAUCCUCAGGACGAAGGGUUGAGAGGGUCUAUUGCCAUGACCUUUAUAACUCAAUCAGCCCUAGAUAUCAGAAGAAAACUCCAACGUUUAGAUGGGUUGCAAAAUAUAACCCUAAGAGAUUCAGUAAAGGAAGCAGAGAAAGUGUUUUAUAAAAGAGAGACAGAGGAAGAAAAAGAAAUGAGAAAAGAAAAGGAAAAAGAAGAGAGGGAAAUGAUAAGGGAGAAGGAAAGAGAACGAAGACGAAAUAAGGAAUUAACUAAGAUCUUAGCCACAGUAGUUCAGGGAAAUACAGAUGAGAAAAAGCCAUGCCGCCCUCUGCUAAAGCCCAACCAAUGUGCUUACUGUAAGUAAAUAGGACACUUUAUCAAGGAUUGCCCUAAGAAACAUAGACAACAAGCUCUUGGAGCCCAAAGGCACCAACCUAAUAUGUUAGCCCUAGAGAAAGGUGACAACUAGGGGGGACGGGGCUCAGUCUCCCUCCCUGAGCUCAGGGUAACCUUUGAUGUGGAGGGGACUCCAAUUGAUUUUGAAGUAGAUACAGGUGUGGUAUUCUCUGCCCUUCAAAGACCCCUUGGACCUCUGUCCAGUCAAAUGUCCUUAGUUCAAGGGGCAAAUGGCAGUAGAUAUCGGGCUUGGACUACAAAGAGGACUAUGGAUUUGGGAAAAGGAAAAGUACAAAAUUCUUUUCUAGUCAUACCUGAAUGCCCAGCUCCCCUCAUGGGAAGAGACUUAUUAACUAAAUUAAGAGCCAGAAUAACCUUUGAGCCUCAAGGGCCCCAAGUGACUUUCCUUAACCCUCUGGUGAGUCAACCUGUGGCCACUAUGCUGACCAUAGCCACCAAAGAUGAAUAUCAACUCUAUACCCAACCCAAAGCCCCAUCUAUUCCUCAGAACUGGUUGACAGAUUUUCCUGAUUCAUGGGCUGAAACUGCUGGGCUAGGACUUGCCACCUCACAACCACCUGUAGUAAUAACUUUAAAAGCGUCUGCCACUCCAGUUCACAUUAAACAAUACUAUAUGAGUAAAGAAGUUCACCAGGGGAUAAAAGGACACAUACAAAAGUUUCUUGACCUGGGAGUAUUAAUACUAUGCCGGUCGGCCUGGAAUACUCCUCUGUUGCUGGUCAAAAAGCCAGGGACAGGGGACUAUAGACCAGUACAAGACCUAUGGGAAGUGAACAACAGAGUAGAGGAUAUACACCCUACAGUGCCUAAUCCUUACAACCUGCUCAGCACCCUGAGCCCCGAAAAGACUUGGUAUACGGUAUUGGACCUAAAAGAUGCCAUCUUUUGCCUGUCUUUGCAUAAAGAUAGCCAACCCCUGUUUGCUUUGGAAUGGACGGACCCAGAGAUGGGAACAACAGGACAGCUGACUUGGACCCGCCUCCCACAGGGCUUCAAAAAUAGCCCUACUAUCUUUGAUGAAGCCCUCCACAAGGACUUGGCUGUCUUCCGAGUCCAACACCCUGAGGUAACUCUUCUCCAAUAUGUAGACGACCUUCUGCUGGCUGCAGAUUCAGAAACAGACUGUAUGUAUGGGAAUCGGGGACUUUUACAAGAACUGGCCAAAUUGGGAUACCGAGCCUCAGCUAAAAAGGCUCAAAUUUAUCAAAAGGAAGUCAUUUUUCUAGGGUACAACCUCAAAGAUGGAAAACGAUGGCUCACUGAGGCCAGAAAAAAGACUGUCAUACAAAUUCCUCUGCCCAUAAACCGGAGGCAAUUACGGGAAUUCCUGGGAACUGCAGGGUUUUGCGGACUAUGGAUUCCAGGAUUUGCUUCCCUGGCUGCCCCCCUCUAUCCCCUCCUUAAGGGAGAUGCCACUUUCAUCUGGGGCCCAGACCAACAACAGGCCUUUGAUGAUAUCAAGAGAGCCCUGUUGUCAGCCUCUGCCUUGGCUCUCCCCGAUGUGGACAAGCCUUUCACUCUCUACAUUGAGGAAAAACAGGGGGUAGCACGAGGAGUAUUAACUCAAGCCUUUGGCCCCUGGAAGUGGCCUGUGGCCUAUUUAUCAAAAAGAUUAGACUCUGUGACCAACGGAUGGCCCCACUGCUUGAAAGCUAUUGCAGCUGCUGCUAUGUUAACCAAAGAUGCAGACAAAUUAACUUUGGGGCAAAAGCUAACUAUAAUAGCCCCACACACUCUGGAGAGUGUCACUCAUCAACCUCCCGAUAGAUGGCUUUCUAAUGACAGGAUAACUCAUUACCAAAGUCUCCUGCUCAAUAAAGACCGAAUAACGUUCAGUCCGCCAACUGCCCUCAACCCAGCCACUCUACUGCCCGAAGAAACACCAGAACAGAUCCUCCACACCUGCCAAGAGAUCCUGGCGGAAGAUACUGGGAUUCGCGGAGACCUUACAGACCGGCCACUCCCAAACGCUGAGGUAACCUGGUACACUGAUUGUCGGGCGCCCUCCCAAGCAACCGAGCCGCCUGAACUUCCUAUACCACCCCAUCUGAUGGAGGAACCAGAGCUUCUAACCUAUUUCCAACAAAUUCAUAAGCUAACUCAUUUGGGCAUCAGGAAACUGCUACUGGCUCGACAUCAUGCCACCAGUAGCCUACCUCUAUCUAAGGUCCAAAGACUGGCUGAACAGGUCACCAAGAAUUGUAAAGCUUGUCAACUUGUCAACCUUCAUCCCUCAAAACCCGUUGGGGGAAUAAGGUUACGAGGAGAUCAACCUGGACAAUUUUGGGAAGUAGAUUUUACUGAAAUAAAGCCUCCCAAAUAUGGACUCAAAUAUUUGUUAGUCUUUAUAGACACUUUUUCAGCAUGGACCGAAGCCUUUCCUACCAAACUGGAGACUGCUCAAGUAAUAGUCAAAGAGUGGAUGGAAGAAAUAUUUCUUCGUUUUGGCCUGCCAAAGGUAAUUGGGUCUGACAAGGGGCCGGCAUUCAUGGCUCAGGUAAGUCAGGGCGUGGCCAAGGUGAUGGGGAUUGAUUGGAAGCUUCAUUGUGCCUACAGACCCCAAAGUUCAGGACAGGUAGAGAGAAUAAAUAGAACAAUUAAAGAGACCUUAACUAAAUUAGUCCAAGAGACUGGCCUUAAGGAUUGGACAAUGCUCCUACCUUAUGCUCUAUUUAGAGCAAGAAAUACUCCAAUUUCUAAACCACCUAACCUAACUCCCUUUGAGAUUUCAUAUGGUUCUCCUCCCCCCAUACGAGACCUUAGUCCAUGGCCUAAAGACUUAAAAAUACCCCAGACUCCCUUGGCUGAUAGACUCUUGAUUCUUGACCAGAUCCAGUGGAUCUUAUGGUGACAACUUUCCUCGGCCUACCAGCCCAGCGAUGGACCCACUCCCCACCAAUUCCACGUGGGAGACUACAUGUUCAUCCGCUGACAUCAGACUGAGACCCUACAACCCCGCUGGAAAGGACCCUAUCAGGUACCAUUAACCACACCCUCAGCAGUCAAACUUGACGGCAUCACUUCUUGGAUCCACGCAUCCCACCUCAAGCCUGCACCUCAGCCAUCCGACCAUGAAUGGAUUGUGGAAAAGACUGAUAACCCUCUUAAGGUUCGGGUUUGUAGAGUAGUUCCAUAUGAGCUAAACAACCAAGUGUAUAAUCGGUUGUACAGUCUCAUACUGGGAGCUUAUUCAGCCAUCAACCAUACUCAGACCAGCCUCACUCGGUCUUGUUGGCUAUGCCUGUCUGCUUCACCACCUUACUAUGGAGGAAUUGCUUCAAAUGGGACCUAUAUCACCCAUUCCUCUGGCUCUAAUUGUGAUUGGGAUCAAAGCCAUAAACUCACCCUAUCUGAGAUAACGGGACAUGGGACUUGCAUAGGAAACCCCCCUCCUCACAUUAAGCCUUUAUGUGCUGCCAUCCAUCAGGUCUACACUCAUUCUUCACAUUUCUUUGCUGCUGCUCUAGAACUGGACAAGUUUCACUGCGUGCUUCACUCCUUACGGGUUUUCUUCCCAAAACGGCAAGAAGAUGUGCAGCAGGGUGCGGGAGUCUGCGUUUGGCGCCUGAAUGUGUUUCCGCAUCGCUGA